This is a messenger RNA of Drosophila virilis, 1302 nucleotides long. RefSeq names its product Nucleoporin 35kDa (gene Nup35). Lineage: Eukaryota; Metazoa; Arthropoda; Insecta; Diptera; Drosophilidae. Gene Ontology annotation, biological process: NLS-bearing protein import into nucleus; nuclear pore organization. Gene Ontology annotation, cellular component: nuclear pore nuclear basket; nuclear membrane; nuclear pore central transport channel. Gene Ontology annotation, molecular function: structural constituent of nuclear pore; nucleic acid binding; phospholipid binding. The record is from RefSeq and is a predicted model, not a curated record.
UAUGUGUGUGUGAUAGCUCUGGAGAGCCGCAGCCAAGCUGGGGAAAUUAUCCAAGUUCAAGGUAGAGAAGCAGACGCAAAAGGACAAACAAAUGGCAAAAGCAAAUUGCCAAUCAAGCAUCAAACUGUUUAUCUUGAAUUAUUUAAAAUUAUGGAGCCCAUGACACUUGGUAGUCCCGUCAGCAGUCCUGGCAGCAAUCAAAGCCAAUAUUUGCCGCCUUUUCUCAUGGGCGACUCUCAGGCCAUGACGCCCCAUAACAACACGCUGUCACCCAAGCUGGGACGCUAUAAUGUGAGCUUCGCUUCGUCUCCAAGCAGCAACACGCCACAGGAAACGGCGUACAACAACAAUCAACAACAACUAAAUCGCUCAGCUAUGGGCACACGCACGCUAUUUGCCGGCGGCAGCGGUAGCGCCAGUGGUGGUACAGCGAACACCAGUCAUCAGGCUGGUCCUCCCACUCAGGGACUGUUUGAUUCACUGCGCGGCGAACAGGUGUGCGGCACGCCGCAGCGCACACAUUUGGCCAUGUUGCAGACGUCGCAUCUGAACAGCUCGAACUAUAGCCUGAAUCAGAGCUGUCAUCCGCCAACGACACAGCUGAAUGAUUCGUAUGUACCCAAUGCGCCCAAUGCCGUUAACGCCUCCAUGCGUGCGCUCUGUUCUCCACUCGGGGCCAACAUGUCACCUAUGACAUUGCCACACACACCGCAAGCACGCGGCGGUGAUUUUUGGGUAACUAUCUUUGGCUUCUCACCGGGUGCUAGCUCCAUGAUACUCCAGCACUUUACCAUGUGCGGCACAAUAGUGGAUGUGGUGCAUGCGCCGCAGAACGGCAACUGGAUGCACGUGCGGUUCGCUUCGCGCAUUGAGAGCGACAAGGCAUUGAACUACAACCUGAAAGUCAUUGCCAGCAAUGUUAUGGUGGGCGUCACUCGCUGCACCGACGAGAGCAUUAUAGACAAGGAGAACUCCAAGUUGGCCGGACCAGAUGCUGCUGUGCCUUUUCGACCAAAGGUACGACCGCUGACACAGCAAUCCUACAAUAAUGCCCAGCAUGAGACGCAUGUCUCACCCAAUCGCAAUGUGCCACAGAAGAGCACCGGACUGAUGAACAAGGCAAUGGAUCUCAUCUUUGGCUGGUGAUCGUUGAAUAGAUUAAUCAAUAAUAAAAAUAAAAACCGAUCCAUUCGUUUGUCUAAUUGUUCUUCGAAACCAGAUUCAGCUUCAGACAUUUUUAAUCUUUGCAACAUAAAAUCCUAAUGCAUACAUUUAUAAAAUAUAUAUAUAUAUAGAAAUAGA